AUGGGUUAAGUUUAACAGUCCAAAUAACACUUUUUGAAAAAUUGGUAAAAGGUUGAUUCCAGAGAAAGCAGAAUGUAAUUAUAUUUAAUUGAACAUUUAGUUUCGGAUGUGAAAUUGAAGUCUAUACUAAUUAAAUGGAAGAAGUUGCUGUAGUGCAUAAAGUUUAUUAAAGUGAAAUGCAUUAUCAAAAAGAAUUGAAGAGAUUAGAAUAAUAUUAAUAAAUUAGUUAGAUGCCAGGUUUGAUUCGCUUAUUAGAUAUUCAAAAAGAAGAAGAGUCAACAUUGUGUAGUAAUUUAUUUAAAAUUGAUGCUAUCUUUGAAUUUGGAAGUUAACUACCAUCUAAUUUGCCUUGGUUUUAGUUUUUACAAUAAAUAAUUCAUACUUUAAUUGAAUUGCAGAAUCGUGAUAAAUAUCAUGGAGAUUUGAGACCUCAAUCUUUUCUUUAUACAAAUCAAGUGAAAUUGCUUUUACCUAAUGUUGAUUAAUAUAAUAGAUUUUUAAGUGGUUUUGAAGAAUACUGUUACCUUUCACCUGAGUUAUUCUAUCAGUUGGGAAGGAAAGUAUUCAAACCAGAAUAUAAUAACGAAAAAAGUGAAGUUUUCACAAUUGGAUUGGUAUGUUUAGAACUUAUUUUAUAAGAACAAAUUUAAAAAAUUUAUGAUUUUUAAGAAUAUAAAAUAAAUUAAGGUAUUUAGUACUUUAAAUAUAAUUAGAAAUUCUUAAUGACAUGUUAUCUAGAGCUAAUAAUAAAUUAGUUAGUAGAAUGUUAUCAAUGAAAUCAGAGGAUAGACCAAAUUAUUUAUAGAUAUAUGAGGAAAGUAUUGUAGAAUUGAUGUAAUAAUCAAUGAACAACAAUAAUAAAGUCAUAAUUCCAAAUAAUCCUAAUGAUAUUUUGAAUGAACAUGCAAUUGAAAUUCAAUCAAGAGUAUUAGUAAGAGAACAACAAUCAUAAGCAUAAUCAUUUAUUAUUAUGUAAUCAAAUUAAUAGCAUCCAUUAUUAUGUUAAUAAUCUUAAUAAUUUACACUCUAAUCAUGUAAUUUCAAAGAUUCUAAUCCAACAUUAACAUCUAUGUAAUAACAUCCAAUGUUUUUUUAAUAAGAAAAUUAAUUGUAAAAAUAAUAAUUAAAAUCAAAUUAAGAAAAUGAAGAACCUCAAUCAAUGAAAAAAGUUCAUCCAUUUUUAUCAUAAAAAAAUUCAUAACCAACUGUCAAAUUACAUUCAAAUAAUAGAAGUAUGAAUUAAACACCAUCUAUAAAUUAAACACCAUCAUAAUAAAUACCAGUUCAAUAAAAACCAUAAAUACCAACUAAUUUAUAAUCAUUCCAAUCAAGUCAAAGUAGUUAAUAAUAAGCCUUUUAUUCUACAUAAAUUCCAUAAUAAGCUAAUUCUCUUUAAUAUUUAACUAUUUCACAAUCUCCAAAUCAUAGAUAUUCAUAGAAAUCAUAAUAAUCUUCAGUUUCUAAACAUCAAUCUAUAUAACCAACAGAGUAUGCUUUUCUUCAUGAAUAAGUUCAUGUUCCAUUCAAUCCUGGAUCUGAUUUCUUGGAUUCAUCAAGAUAAAAAGAAUAAAUUGAUUUUGUUUCACCAACUAGAAGUAGUUAAAGACCAUCAUCUAAAUUAAAAGAUAUUUCUAAUAAAAAAGCAAAAACUAUGUAAAAUACUACAACUACAACAUUAAAUAAUAAUAAUACUAAUAAUAAUAAAUAAAUUGUUAAUAAGAAACCUUAAUUAUUGAAGAGUCAAAGACCUUAAACCUAAAUGAGAUCUAAAUCACCUAAUGUUAAGAAAGUACCUAUAAAAAAAUGA
This is a messenger RNA of Paramecium primaurelia, 1807 nucleotides long. The record is from the annotation of a GenBank genome assembly. Lineage: Eukaryota; Ciliophora; Oligohymenophorea; Peniculida; Parameciidae.